Messenger RNA from Rhododendron vialii, 2866 nucleotides. RefSeq lists its product as uncharacterized. The record is from RefSeq and is a predicted model, not a curated record. The coding region runs from base 162 to 2714 and encodes 850 amino acids. The transcript has 10 exons. Lineage: Eukaryota; Viridiplantae; Streptophyta; Magnoliopsida; Ericales; Ericaceae. Gene Ontology annotation, molecular function: protein binding.
GCUCUGUUCUCGUUCGUCUGGGAGCCAAAGAUUAAAAACAAAAAAGGGGAAAAAUGGAAAUUUCCAGUAUGAACAAGUCUUUAAGGUGUAGCCGUUAGUUCUUGAAACCCCAAUAAUCUUCAAGCAACAUUGUUGAUUAUCUCUCUACACUGCGCUUUUCAAUGGAUUUGCCAACUGGGUUCGGGGUUCCAGUACACCUAAAUCUUACAUUUUCCCCGAAUGACACUCAAAAAAAACCCAAACCCAAGUCAAAAGCUCCCUUCCUUACACAGAUUUGUAAAGAAGCACUGUUACAAGAGAGAAACAGGGUGGGGGGUAAAAUGGUGAAGCGAAAAGGCAGAAGAGGACAAAAGAGGAAGAGUGCCCGUACUAAGGCACUCGAGGCUUCGAAGAAGGCCAAGAAAGAGAGCAACAACAACAACAGCAGCAGCAGUCCUCUCAGUACAGAGGAAGAGCGAAACCAAGACAUCAGUCGUGAUCAGCACAAUGCCGCCCUAUCACCGCCGCUGGCGACGGCGGCGGAGGGAAUGGCGGAGGCUGCCAUUGGCCGACAACAAUCUAUGCCCGAGCCCAGAAGGGGGCGGAAGAAGAAGAGACUCGAUGAAGUGGCGGUUACUUCUGUUGGCCCCGCAACCCACCAGAAUGGAGAACAGGAAAAACUCGAAGUUCCUCCAGUAAAUAAUGUUCUGCCAUCUAAACAGCGGAUGCCUGAAAAACGCAUACUUGAGUUUGUCCUUGAUAUACUGCAAAGGAGAGAUACCCAUGAAAUAUUUGCUCAGCCAGUUGACCAAAAUGAGGUGGAGGGCUAUUAUAGUAUCAUUGAAGAACCAAUGGACUUUGGCACAAUGAGAGCGAAACUUCAAGAGGAAAUCUACACCACUUUGGAACAAUUUGAGAAUGAUGUGUUUCUGAUAACCAACAAUGCAAUGCUUUUCAAUUCGUCCUCUACGAUCUACUUCAGACAGGCGCGUGCUAUACAUGAGCUUGCAAAGAGGGUCUUUCAUACCCUAAAAACUGAACCACAGAAAAUAAAGCUGGAGUUCUCCAUGACAAGAAGACGGUAUGGGAGGAAACCCCGUGGUGAAUACGGAAGUUCAAGCGUUAACCUUGGCGCAAAGCUUAGAGUUAAUAACCUAGCAGAUCCGCAUGAUUAUGAUAUUCUUUCAGGGUGUCGAGAUGGUAGAAAUGUGAAUUACAACAAAACUGAAAGGCGUCAAACGUAUGCACCUCAGUAUUCCACAGUCAGUGAGGAGGAGUCCAUAGUUUCAACGGUUUAUAGCUCCUCGAAACAACUUGUGCCAGGAAAUGGGGGUAUCGGGUACAAAGAGAGUCUGCUGCGGUUCGUUGAAGAAUUAGGACCAAUCGCUCAAAUGGUGGCACGCCAGAAGUUGAGAUGCUUGACUCAAACACCAAUUCCUCUGAUUUCAUCGACAGCUCCCCAACAAAGACCUACUUGUAUAAAUGGUGUCACGAACACUGUAACUGCUGCUCUGAAAAACCCACAGGGCAGCCACGACACUAUAUCAAAAGGAAAAAACAUUAUCACCAGCGACAACACAGGUAUCAACAGUAGCAUUUCCAGAGGAAGGAUGGAGGUCGAAAUUGAUAGACUGGAUAUUCCCAAUGCAAGGAAGGGUGUUCUCAUUGGUGACGGCAUGGAUUCCUACAGUGGUCCUAUCUGCGGCGAAACUCUCCCUUGCAGUGUAAAUGAUGGCUUAGAUAGCCAUAAGUACAUGGAUCUUGGUCAAGGAGCUGUAAGGGGAGGUAGUGGUAACUGCAGUCAAAACAUUCAGAGUCAAUUUUGUUCUUCUUAUCUCCCAAAUGAUCGCGAGCAGCCAUCACAUUCUGCCCCUAUACCACAACCGGCGUUGUUUGAAUUCCUUUCUAGCAGCAGUCAUAAGCGCCUGAAAUCAUCAGUAUAUCCUUCCACAGUCAUAAGGCCAUCCGUGCCGAGUCAGCAUAUGGCCUUGAUGCAUGGGCCAGGACGGGAAUCCAAUGCUCCGCCGGACCUCAAUUGUGGAGCUAGUUCGAGUCCUGUGAGCCAACCUGUGGAGUGGAGCCUGCCUACCCCGUGGGGUCCACAGGUGAUCGUCGAUAUUCAUGCAAAUCUGUUGAGCAACAAGGGAUUCAUGCACCAAGAACCGCAGCUCCCGGUGGAUCAGUACUGGCAAGCAAAGUCCAGUAGAGAGAGUCCGUUGGGCCAUGAUGGGCUUCCACGGCACCAAAGGGGACCGCAGGUUGCAUCAGCAGCACCGUACACCCAAGUGCAGCCCAGUGGGGCGAACCCUCUAGGCCAAGAUGCAGUUCUGCAGCAAGAACUCUUGAGCCAGUCUGGUUAUACACAGCCGCAGCCAAGUCUACUGAAUCUCUUGGGCCAGGGUAUAUUCACGCAUCUCAGUCCACUAGGCCAGGAUGCUUACGCGGUGGAAGGCCCACAACUAGUAGUACCCCAGUACGUGGAACCGCAGGCGCCCAACUAUGUGAAUCCACUGGGCCGGUAUGGAAUUCGAUCGCAAGAUACGCAACCCGGGUUGCCACACCAAGGAGUGACGUCUGAUCCAAGGUACUUCAAUGAGAGAGAGCUCAUGAAAGACAACCAACAAAACAGUAUUAAUGCUGGAUUCUGGAACUUUCAACAGCAGUUUUUGAGAGGUGCUACCAGCCAUCACCCUGAUUUGGAUCUUCGGCUGCAAACCCGUAAUCGGAGGUCGUAAAAAACUGGAAAAGAAACAAGAAACAGAAAAAGGAAUGUAGGACAAAAGAAGAAAGGAGUAUAGUUUUCUUGCCUGUGAAAAACAAUACCCCAUAAAUAUAGAGGAGUGUUUUAGCCCUGUUCUCUUGUGUGCGCGACAAUUUUGGCCCCGUU